AUGAGGACGCACACACUUUGGACCGUAGCUCUGCUGGGCCUGCUGCUCUGGGCCUCCUGCAGCCAGGCGGACGACUCCCACCCAGAAGAAACACAAGGAGACUCCUCGGAGGAGACGGAGGACACCGAAGCGGCGCCCAAAAAAGAGAAAACAACUGAGAUAGAACAGGAGAACAACGUGAUGGUUCUCCACGACAAAAACUUUGACAGAGCUCUCAGCGAGAAUCAAUAUCUACUGGUUAAAUUCUAUGUUCCCUGGUGUGGCCACUGUAGAAGCCUGGAACCCAUUUACGCCGAGGUCGCCGGGAAGUUGAAGGAGGAGGGGGAGGCGACGCGCUUGGCCCAAGUGGAGGCCACCGAGGAGGAGGAGCUGUCCAUGGAGUUUGAAAUCAAGAGCUACCCGACUCUGAAAAUGUUCACGAACGGAGACCGCAAGAACCCCAUGGAUUACACCGGUCCCAGGACGGUGCCGGGAAUGUUGCAGUGGAUCAAGCGCUCCACAGGCCCCGGCGCUCCGGUGCUCGACACGGCAGAGUCGGCAGCUCAGUUCAUCGAGUCCCAUCGCAUCACUGUCAUAGGAUUCUUUGAUAAUCUGGAGAGUGAGGCUGUGAAGGCGUUCAAGACGCUUGUUUUGACCCUUUCUGACACCGAGUUUGCUCUUACAACGAGCCCAGAGGUUUUCCAGAAGUACGGAGUCGAAGCCAACUCAGUGGUGCUCUUCAAAAAGUUUGACGAAGGCAGAGCGGACUUCCCGUUGUCAGAAGAAGGGGAGCUGAAGCCAAAAGAUCUGAUCACCUUCAUUAAGCAAAACAGCCUGGAGCUGAUCAUCAAAUUCAGCAUGGAGACAGCAGACAAUAUCUUCAACUCUGGCAUCCCGCUGCACGGCCUCCUCUUCAUCAACUCCUCUGUGGAGAGUCACGCGGCCCUGGUGGACCAAUCCAGGCCCAUCGCCAAAGAGUUCAAGGGCAAGAUGCUGAUGGUUGUGAUUGACGUAGCAGCGACCGUGUCUAAUGUGCUCAACUUCUUCGGCACAUCCGCAAAAGACGCCCCCACCGUGCGCCUCAUCAACAUGGACACGGGGAAGAAGUUCGCCGGCGACUUCACCGUGGCGGCUCUGAGGCAGCUGUGCCAGGAUGUGGUUGACGGCGUCGCCAAGCCUUACUUAAAGUCUGAGGGCAUCCCAGAGGACUGGGAUAAAGAGGCAGUCAAAGUCCUGGUGGGGAAGAAUUUUGCAUCCGUCGCUCUGGACCCGACCAAAAACGUCUUCGUGGAGUUCUAUGCUCCAUGGUGUAAACACUGUCAGGAUCUGAGCCCCAUCUGGGAACAGCUGGGCGAAAAGUACGCCGACAGCGAUGACAUCAUCAUAGCCAAGAUGGAUAGCACGGCCAACGAGGUGGAGUCUGUCACCAUCGAGGGAUUCCCAACUCUCAAAUACUUCCCAGCCGGCGACAAAGAGGUGGUCGACUACUCUGGACAGAAGGAUCUGGAGACCUUGUCUAAGUUCCUGGACGAUGGAGGAGUGUUGCCUGAGGCCGAGACAUUGGAGGAUGAAGAUGAGUUUGACGAUGAUGAUGAUGAGGACGUUGCCGAGUCUGCAGAGGUAGCGACCAACACAACAUCUAAAGAUGAGCUGUGAUGUCACUUUUUUUUCUUUUUCGACCUUACCAUUUUUCUUAAUAAAAUGAAUUUGGGUUACAAA
Molecule: messenger RNA, 1698 nt
Organism: Pseudoliparis swirei
Lineage: Eukaryota; Metazoa; Chordata; Actinopteri; Perciformes; Liparidae
Gene: pdia2
Product: protein disulfide isomerase family A, member 2
Exons: 11
Coding region: 1-1635 (544 amino acids)
Biological process (GO): response to endoplasmic reticulum stress; protein folding
Cellular component (GO): endoplasmic reticulum
Molecular function (GO): protein disulfide isomerase activity
Source: RefSeq, a predicted model, not a curated record